Messenger RNA from Aspergillus tanneri, 1047 nucleotides. RefSeq lists its product as uncharacterized. The record is from RefSeq and is a predicted model, not a curated record. Bases 1 to 1047 code for a protein of 348 amino acids. Lineage: Eukaryota; Fungi; Ascomycota; Eurotiomycetes; Eurotiales; Aspergillaceae. The transcript is spliced from 5 exons.
AUGCGCAACCCGAGUGCCUAUGUGGUGUCGCCCAGCGAUCAACGUGGGCUUGUGGUAAUCACGGCCACUAUGUUUAUGUCCUGGAUGGUCAUCGUCUCCUUGAUCCGUCUAUAUAUGCGACUGGCAUUGAAUGGACCAUUCGGGUGGGAUGAUCUGGCUGCAUUUUUGGGAGCUAUCCUUGGAAUAGCACACGUGGGAACGAUUAUGCAUGGAGUAUCCCAGGGCCUGGGCCGCAUGCAGGGAGCCAUUGUUACACCUCAAUCCAUGGCUGCAGGAAAGGCACUUUACGCGGCGAAUCUUCUCUUCCUAGCGGGCCACUGUGCCGCCAAACUCUCCGUUAUCUUUCUCCUACAACGCCUGGGACGAGAGAAAUUAUACCUGUGGUGGUGCAAGAUCGCAUUGCUGGUGACGAGUGUCUGGGCAUUGGCGUCUAUCCUGGCGGUUAGUCUUCUGGGUCAUUCCGGACAUCAGUGGGUGAUCAGCCAACUUGAUACUCAAUUGAACAUUGCGUGGAAAGUGAUUACUGGGGUAGACGUCAUCACCGAAGCCCUCCUGGUGAGUAUCAGCAUCUAUCUGGUCUGGGGGAUCCGUAUGCAAUGGAAGCAGAAAGCCACUGUGAUCUUUGCAUUCGGCACUCGGCUGUCUUUGAUGGCAAUCGCCAUCUGUCGCCAAAUUUACCUCAACGACGCCUUCUCGCACACCGACUUAUCCCUCGAUCUGUCCGAUUCCUUGGUAGUAACGGAGGUUCUCCUACACUGCAGCAUCAUGGCAGCCACCGUGCCAUGUCUGAAACCGUUCGUCAUCGCCUUCAAUACGGGAUGGGGCCAAGGGAUCCGACGAAACGGUGAUCCAUACUACGGAGCUUCCACCAGUGCAUCCCAACCGCAGUCUCAUUCGAGACGAGACAAGACAUUAAACCCUAUGGUAUCAAGGGAACCAGUACCGAGAGAAUCCGAGGGAAGCGAUAACUCGCAACGGAUGAUCAUUCAGGAGACGAGGGAGUGGACAUUACAAACGGAGUAUAUCGAGAUGGAGACCAGAGGAUAA